Molecule: messenger RNA, 1164 nt
Organism: Penicilliopsis zonata CBS 506.65
Lineage: Eukaryota; Fungi; Ascomycota; Eurotiomycetes; Eurotiales; Aspergillaceae
Exons: 3
Coding region: 1-1164 (387 amino acids)
Source: RefSeq, a predicted model, not a curated record
AUGGCUGCCGUACAGACGCUCAGCUCUUCUGCUGUUCCAACUCCACCGCUCCUGUCGGCCUCCAAGCGACAGACCGCAGCGGGUGGGAAACCUCUGAUCCAGGUCCAGAAUGCGGGCACGGCCAACAAAAAGGUUUCCUUCGAUGCAUCCAAGCACCUGAGAUUCAAGGAACCGUCCAAGGUGCACACCAUGGCCGAGCUGGGAUACGCCGAGAACCGUGGCGUCUCCCCGAUUGGCGUCUCCGAACCGUUUCCCUUGUUCUCUCCCGACGCCAUCCAGCAGAUGCGAGCGGAAGUCUUGGGUGAUGAGGUGUGGGAGAAACAUCAAUAUUCCAGCGAACUUGCACAGUGUCAGCUGCGUGGGUUCGCACCAGAUUGUGCACCCUUUGUUUACGAUGCUUGGAGAAACCCUGAGGUCCUCUCUAUCAUCUCCAAGAUCGCAGGUGUCGACCUGGUUCCCGUCAUGGACUUCGAGAUUGGUCACAUCAACAUCUCGGUGCAGACGGAAGAAGAAAAGAACAAGGCGAUGGCAGCCGUGGUUGAGAGGAUGAACCGCGACGCAGAUGAAGGGGAGGAUAUCGAUCCCAUCGUUGACUGGCACACAGAUAGCUACCCUUUUGUGUGUGUGACCAUGCUCUCCGACUGCACGAACAUGAUCGGAGGCGAGACUGCCCUGAGAUGUGGAAAUGGGGAGGUGGUCAAAGUGAGAGGUCCGCAAAUGGGAUCGGCUGUCAUCCUCCAGGGUCGAUAUAUUGAACACCAGGCGUUGCGCGCUCUGGGGACUACUGAGCGGAUUUCCAUGGUGACCUCUUUUCGACCGCGUUCCUCGGCUAUCAAGGAUGACACCGUCCUCACAACCGUUCGUCCUAUCUCUGAUCUAGGAGAGCUGUACCUGCAGUUCUCCGAAUAUCGGUUCGAGAUGCUCGAGGAACGCCUUCGCGAUAUGAACAGAAUCAUCCGCGACCGAAAGCGAGCCAGACGCCAAUUCGAUACCCGUGGAGUCAAGCAGUUCAUCCGCGAGCAGAUCGCAUUCCUGGAGCAUAUGGACCGGGAAAUUGUCCAAGACGACAAGGUCAAGAAAGGCGUGGUCGACGACAGCCAUCUGGUCUCCGAGGAUCUGAGGCAGCAGCGUUCGAGGAAGCGCGCUCGGCUCGCUAAGCAUUGA